GCUUAAGUUCGUGAUUUAUACUGGCCUGGUGAGAAUCUAGAUUCGUCAAAUAUCGCGAGAGGUUGUGAAUUAUAUUGGCCUCGUCAUCGUCGUUGUCUGUUCCCGUUCGUCACGGCUGCUGCUGCUGCGGUUGCUAUUAUUAUUGUUCCAUUCCUUUAUACUUUCUCCAUCAGCUGCGCCAUGUCUGUUAUCUGUGCCUCUGAAGGAAGCUCGCCAGUGCCCACGCCCUUAUUCUCCGCACCUACGACUCCCGAGACCGAGCGGGAUGAAUACUUCGACGAACCUUCCCUGUCGGUCCAGGAUGACGCCCCAUAUGUACUCGUCACCGGCGGACUAGGAUACAUCGGCAGCCACACCACUCUGGAGUUGCUCAAGGCUGGCUACAACGUGAUCAUUGUGGAUGACCUGAGCAAUAGCUUCCACCACGUCUUCGACCGGAUUCUGCUGGCAGCCAAGCAACACUUUGACCGGACGGGUGGCCACUGUCCACGGGCCGAGCUGAGAUGUAUCGACUUUCGCGACGUGCCCGCCAUGCGCGCCCUGCUGGCCUCGUACACAGUGGAGUCAUCUUCAGUAGACACCAACGAUAGCAUCACUCAGUCCCGAUCCAGAAUCGUAGGAGUGAUCCACUUCGCCGCCUUCAAGGACGUCAACGACAGUCUGCGCAACCCCCUCAAGUACUACCACAACAACGUCACCGGAUUAGUAGACCUAGUCAGCCUACUAGCGGACCACGACAUCAAAACCUUCAUCUUCUCCUCCUCAGCCAACGUCUAUGGCACAUUAGCCCAGAACCACGGCACCCUGCGCGAGGAGCACUGCGUGCACCAACCCGAGACAUACCACAGUGCCUCCUCUGGCGAAGCUAUAACAUCAGAGCAAGGCUGCACAGGAAUCACAAACCCCUACGGCCGCACCAAAUGGAUCGGCGAAGCCAUUCUCUCCGACGUAGCAACCUCCGAUCCAUCCUGGACCAUCAUAGGUCUCCGAUACUUCAACCCCAUCGGAUGCGACCCCUCGGGUCUCCUGGGUGAAGAUCCCCGCGGGACACCCUCGAACCUCGUCCCGGUAGUCGUGCAAGUCCUGACGGGUCAACUACCAGCUUUAUCCGUCUAUGGAACCGACUGGGCGACUCCCGACGGUACUGCCAUCCGCGAUUUCAUCCACGUGUCGGACGUGGCGCGCGGACAUACGGCAGCCCUGGCGGCAGCGCUAGCCGGCCAGGUAAAGACGAACUUCCGCACUUUCAACCUGGGGACCGGGCGAGGGCAUUCCGUAGCGGAAGUGGUGUCCGCGAUGGAGGGCGUCAGUCAUCAGUCUAUCCCAAGACGGCUGGCGGAGAGGAGGCCCGGGGAUGUGCAGGAGUGCGUGGCGGUUCCGGAGAGGGCGGCUUGUGAGUUGGGGUGGGAGGCGGAGAAGUCCUUGCAGGAUGCGUGUGAGGAUUUGUGGCAUUCGUUGAGGGGUGGGUCGGUGGAAAUGAUGAUGGAUUGA
Messenger RNA from Aspergillus welwitschiae, 1491 nucleotides. RefSeq lists its product as uncharacterized. The record is from RefSeq and is a predicted model, not a curated record. The coding region runs from base 181 to 1491 and encodes 436 amino acids. Gene Ontology annotation, molecular function: UDP-glucose 4-epimerase activity. Lineage: Eukaryota; Fungi; Ascomycota; Eurotiomycetes; Eurotiales; Aspergillaceae. The transcript has a single exon. Gene Ontology annotation, cellular component: cytosol. Gene Ontology annotation, biological process: beta-D-galactose catabolic process via UDP-galactose, Leloir pathway.